Messenger RNA from Haliotis rufescens (red abalone), 582 nucleotides. RefSeq lists its product as uncharacterized. The coding region runs from base 4 to 582 and encodes 192 amino acids. NCBI's taxonomy places the organism in Eukaryota, Metazoa, Mollusca, Gastropoda, Lepetellida, Haliotidae. The record is from RefSeq and is a predicted model, not a curated record. Gene Ontology annotation, molecular function: nucleic acid binding; zinc ion binding. The transcript is spliced from 2 exons.
ACCAUGCCAGCUCGAUACAGUUGUAUGAAGUGCCAGACCGACAGUCACAGUUACCUGUACUGCCCUGAAGUGACAUGUCUCGAGUGUCACACUCAAGGUCACCGUCACUAUGUCUGUCCGAAGAUGAACAGUCAAGAGAAGGGCCCAUGUUACAACUGUCAAGUCAUGGGUCAUUUCGCUGCAGAUUGCCCAGAACCCCGUCGAAAGAAAACGUCAGCAGUCCCGUCAACGUCGACAUCCGUGACACCCGUGACACCCGUGACACAAGUGCUUCAUCUCGUAGAAGCCAUGCAUGUCGAUGUCCUCGACCUAAAAGAAUGCAUCACACAACUCCGUGUGGGCAUCACACCUCGUCUAGAGAAAAGAAAACGGGACAGAAGCCUCUCAAGAAAACACGCUUCAAAGCGCCGACGACACCUUCAGUCCGAGGAUGAGAUGGAAGUAGAGGAUGAAGAAGAUAGAUCAUCUGAACAAGUUUGUUUUCCAACGGCCCUUUUCAGGGCCACCCAUCUCUCCCGAAACUUCUAUGAUCAGCUUGUAUCAACAGCUUCUAUGAUCAGCAUGUAUGAACAGCUUGUAUGA